This is a messenger RNA of Neogale vison (American mink), 1155 nucleotides long. Its product is annotated as EGF-like and EMI domain-containing protein 1. The record is from RefSeq and is a predicted model, not a curated record. Gene Ontology annotation, molecular function: calcium ion binding. NCBI's taxonomy places the organism in Eukaryota, Metazoa, Chordata, Mammalia, Carnivora, Mustelidae.
AUGAGGACUCCCCAAAUGAAUGAUAUAAAUGAAUGUACCAUUGACAAUGGUGCCUGUCAGAACCAAUGCCGUGAUACGAUUGGCAGUUACUACUGCAAGGGUCGAGCUUGCCAGAAGCUGGAGAAAGAUGGCAGAGGAUGUGAAGAUGUCGAUGAAUGUGUGGUGGUGAAUGGAGGCUGCCAGCAGUGCUAUAUUAACACUCUGGGCACCUUCCACUGUGAAUGUGAUACGGGAUACGGACUCCAUGCUGAUGAACGCACCUGCAUAAAGAUGGAUCCCUGCACAGGUGGGAAUGGAUGUGCCCAUAUCUGUCAGAAUGAGAAUGGUGUGACCAGGUGUGUCUGUUGCCCAGGGUACCAGUUGUCUAACGACAAAAAGGCCUGUGGAGAUAUGAAUAAGCAUGCUGAAGGGCUGGCUCCCUGCAGCCAUCGCUGUGGGAACACAAUAGGUUCUUUCAUUUGUGCCUUCCACCCUGGCUUUGAGCUGGAAGCUGAUGGAAAGCAGAGUUCCAGGUUUGUAUUGGAAAUUGUCAAUAGCUGUGAAAAGAACAAUCAUGGUUGUUCUCAUCAUUGUGAAUGUGUACUUGCAGGGGGGUGGGGGGAUUUUUCCUGCAACCGUAGACACCAGCUUAAUUCAGAUGGGAAAGCAGGCAUAGAUAAUCCUGAUGAAUGUGAGAGUAGAGAAGCCUGCUGUACCCAACUCUGCAUCAGCUAUUUAGGAUGCUAUAAAUGUCGAUGUCAGGAGCGCUUUAUCAGUUCUGAUGGUGGCAGAUAUGAUGAUGUGGUUGAGUGUCUACAUGUCAGCAUAGUCUCUGACCAGCUGUGUAUGAACUCAGUGGGGGCAUAGGAUUAUCCCUAUGGAGAAAGCUGCAGAAUUGGAAGUGAUGGAAAAACUUGCAUGUCCUUAGAUGAUGGUGAGCUGGAAGAAGAAGAAGAAGAAGAAUUAGAAUUUGUAAGGUUUCCAGUCCUUCUAUUCAAGAGCCCACCUCAAUGGCUUCAUGAUGUCUCCACCUCUCUGCCUCCCACCCAUGAAGACAAAGAAGAUGAGGAGGGUGAGGAAACAUGUAUUUGAGGAGAACUGACUGCUUUGAGCAAAACUGGACUGUCAUUCUGGCACUGUUGACAACCACAUCAAGCAGCAUAAAGUUUGCUGGAG